AUGGACUCACAAGAAACAACAAAGCGACCCCAGGCAGAAGCCCUUAGCGACUCGGUUGACCCUGGCGGUGCUUCAAUUGAUGAGCCAGUGGCCAAGAAAAUUAAAAUCGAUGCAUCUGAAGAUGCCACUCAUGCCGCGCCAAGACCUAGAGUCAAAGGUGUAGCCCCAAUCAAGGCAGAAUACCUAGUUUUGGCACCUGGUCAGACGGAGAAGGCCGCCGCUGAGGCCGAACCCGUUGACGACGAUGCCGCCGAGGGACGCGGUGCUCACGAUACCGAGGAGACGCCACAGAACGGCCAAAGUAGUAACGGGAGGCGGAAGAAACAAAAGGGCCAAAACAAAGAACGGGAGUUUGGGACUUUCUCAGACCCCCAGCGUCUCUGUAACUCGGCCGCGUGGACCCCCGAAUUCUCCCCUCGCCCUUGCCGCCGCGGGGACCGCUGCAAUGCCCUCCACGACCUCCGCAAGUACCUGAAGGAGGGACGUCGCGCUGAUCUCACGACCUUUGACGGCAAAUGCCCGGUAUGGGAGAAGUACGGCAUGUGUCCGUCGGGCUGGCGCUGUCUGUUUGUCCGGAGCCAUAUGGAAGAAAUUAAGCGCGACGAUGGCCGGCUGGAGUUGGUUCUGAUGGAGGAUGCUAGCAAGCAGCCGCAGGCGGAUGGCGAGGAUGAAGAAGAGACGGGCGAGGUCAAGCCGGGGGUGGUCAACCUGGUGGCGACCAGCGUCAAAUUUGACUUAUCCAAGAAGAAAAUACCUAUGGAGAAAUCGGACCAAUACCUGAACUGGCUGGCCAAGGACACGGAGAAGUACACCAAACACUACCAUGCGGGCAAGGAACAAAAAGACGAAACCAACGACUAUAGGGCCCAAUACGUGGAGCCGCCGUUCAAGCCAUCCGAGAAGAGGAGGCUCUAUUUCGGUCGAGAAACCCCCGUCCUAGCGCCGCUCACGACACAGGGGAACCUCCCCUUCCGCCGCCUUUGUGUAGAGCUCGGCUGUCAAGCCACCUACUCGGAGAUGGCUUUGGGCCUCCCGCUCUUGCAGGGGCAAAAGGCAGACUGGACGCUGAUGAGGGCCCACGAAAGCGAGACGACACCACCUGCUUUCAACACGGACGGGCCCAUCGUGGAAGGCUACGAUAAUUCUAGAGAUCUCAAAUUCGGGGCCCAGAUUGCCGCCAAUGUCCCGUGGGUUGCCAUCAAAUCCACCGAGGCUUUGACCCGGUUUCUCCCCCAUCUCCGCCUCGUCGACCUCAAUUGCGGCUGCCCGGUGGACAUGGUGUACAAAUCCGGCGCGGGCUCGGCGCUCCUCGAUGCGCAGUCGAAGUUAGAGAGGAUGAUCAGAGGCAUGAAUGCCGUGUCGGGUGAGGUGCCCGUCACGGCCAAGAUUAGGAUGGGCGUGAGGGAUGACAGGCUCACGGCCCAUAAACUUGUCGAGCGCCUGGCUCUGGGAAGUGAAGAUAUGCGUGACGUGGUCGGCGCGCCCGGUUGUGCAGCCGUCACUCUACAUGGCCGCACUAGACAGCAGCGGUACACGAAGGCCGCCGAUUGGGGCUACAUUGCGGAGUGCGCGGCGUUGAUCAAGCAGCACAACGAGACAGCCGCCAGCCUAAUCGACACGAUCCGCGAAGCAGACGAACGCACACUACCCAACGGAGGCAAAAUGUACUUCCUUGGCAACGGUGACUGUUACUCCCACGUCGACUACUUCAACCACGUGGACAACGCCAAGGUGGACAGCGUUAUGAUCGGUCGAGGAGCACUCGUCAAGCCGUGGAUCUUCGAAGAGAUUGAGAAGGGCCAGUAUCUCGACAAGACCGGCGCGGAGCGGCUGACAUACGUCGAGAAAUUUGUCCGCUACGGCAUGGAGGCCUGGGGCUCGGACGAGCUAGGCCUCAACUACACGCGCCGAUUUCUCCUUGAGUUCCUGAGCUUCUUCAACCGCUACGUGCCGAUCGGGCUGCUGGAGUACCUCCCGCCCAACCUGAACGAGCGACCGCCUGCGUACCGUGGUCGCGACGAUCUUGAGACGCUGUUUGCGAGUAAGAAUUACAAGGAUUGGCUCAAGAUCAGCGAGAUGUUCUUAGGCCCGGCGCCGCCUGGCUUCAAGUUCCAGCCCAAGCAUAAGUCGAAUAGCUAUGAAAUUGAGGCUGAGGGAUAA
This is a messenger RNA of Dichotomopilus funicola, 2160 nucleotides long. RefSeq lists its product as uncharacterized. Gene Ontology annotation, molecular function: flavin adenine dinucleotide binding; RNA binding; tRNA dihydrouridine synthase activity. The record is from RefSeq and is a predicted model, not a curated record. Gene Ontology annotation, biological process: tRNA processing. Lineage: Eukaryota; Fungi; Ascomycota; Sordariomycetes; Sordariales; Chaetomiaceae. The transcript has 3 exons. Bases 1 to 2160 code for a protein of 719 amino acids.